Molecule: messenger RNA, 1879 nt
Organism: Otolemur garnettii (small-eared galago)
Lineage: Eukaryota; Metazoa; Chordata; Mammalia; Primates; Galagidae
Gene: HACD1
Product: 3-hydroxyacyl-CoA dehydratase 1
Exons: 9
Coding region: 19-870 (283 amino acids)
Biological process (GO): fatty acid elongation; very long-chain fatty acid biosynthetic process; sphingolipid biosynthetic process
Cellular component (GO): endoplasmic reticulum membrane
Molecular function (GO): 3-hydroxyacyl-CoA dehydratase activity
Source: RefSeq, a predicted model, not a curated record
GCCCCCUGUGCCCGGCACAUGGGGCGUCUGACAGAGGCAGCGGGUGGCGGCGCUUGGGCUGCGCGCUCGGCCGGGUCCCCUCCCGAUCUCCUGCCCCUGUCGUCCACGUCCCGCACCACCAUGGUGUCCAGCGAGGAAGACGGCACCAACGGCGGCGCCUCGGAGGCCAGCGACGAGAGGGAGGCGGCCGGCAAGAGGAGGCGCCUCGGUUUCUUGGCCACCGCCUGGCUCACCUUCUACAACAUCGCCAUGACCGCGGGAUGGUUGGUUCUCGCUAUUGCCAUGGUACGUUUUUAUAUGGAGAAAGGAACACACAGAGGUUUAUAUAAAAGUAUUCAGAAGACACUGAAAUUUUUCCAGACAUUUGCUUUGCUCGAGAUAGUCCACUGUUUAAUUGGAAUUAUACCUACUUCUGUGAUUGUGACUGGGGUCCAAGUGAGUUCAAGAAUCUUCAUGGUGUGGCUCAUUACUCAUAGCAUAAAACCAAUCCAGAAUGAGGAGAGUGUGGUGCUUUUUCUGGUGGCGUGGACGGUGACAGAGAUCACUCGCUAUUCCUUCUACACAUUCAGUCUCCUUGACCACUUGCCGUACUUCAUUAAAUGGGCCAGAUAUAAUUUUUUUAUCAUCUUAUAUCCUGUUGGAGUUGCUGGUGAACUUCUUACAAUAUAUGCUGCCUUGCCUUACGUGAGGAAGACGGGAAUGUUCUCACUCAGACUUCCUAACAAGUACAACGUCUCGUUCGACUACUAUUAUUUUCUCCUUAUAACCAUGGCCUCCUAUGUACCAUUGUUUCCACAACUCUAUUUUCAUAUGUUACGUCAAAGAAGAAAGGUGCUUCAUGGAGAGGUGAUUGUAGAAAAGGAUGAUUAAACAGGAUCCCUGCAAACAAGGUGCUUUCUCCAGAAUAACCAAGAUUACUUGACUCCAAGUUUUAACAACAAGAAUAAACAACUUCACGAAAUGUGUCAUGGAUUGUACAGUUUCUUAAACUAUAACUGAGACCUGGGUUAUGUGCAAGUGUUUCUCUUCAUAUUGUGGCAGAUUCUGUUUUUUUCUUUGACAAGAUUUAUGGGAAUAUCAGUUUCUGGGUUAUGAGGCAGCAUUUAUGAUUAAGAACAAUUUUUGGAAGCACAGACAUAAUUUGUGGUUCAUCUGUGACUCUCUGGCUGCACUACAGUGGUUCAUCUGUGACUCUGGCUGCACUACAGUGGUUCAUCUGUGACUCUCUGGCUGCACUACAGUGGUUCAUCUGUGGCUCUGACUGCACUACGAUGGUUCAUCUGACUCUGGCUGCACUACAGUGGUUAUCUGUGAUUCUGGCUGCACUACAGUGGUUCAUCUGUGACUCUCUGGCUGCACUACAGUGGUUCAUCUGUGGCUCUGACUGCACUACAGUGGUUCAUCUGUAACUCUCUGGCUGCACUACGAUGGUUCAUCUGUGACUCUCUGAUUGCACUAUGGUGGUUCAUCUGUGGCUCUGACUGCACUACAGUGGUUCCUGUGGCUCUCCUAUUGCUCUGUGGUGAUUCAUCUGUGACUCUGGCUGCACUAUGGUGGUUUCUGUGGCUCUCUGACUACACUACGGUGGUUCCUGUGGCUCUGUGAAGGUCCACUUCAGGCUUCCUUGCCCUCCUGCACUGAGAUGCCAGAGUCUCUGAAGAAGCAGCCCAGGUUAACUCAGUAAAUAGAUCAAAGCAAAUAUGGACUGAAUCUGCUUGCUGAUCAAUGUCGAAGAAAGUACAAAGGAACUUUUAUAUAUUUAACAGUGUAGGAAAUUAUCUAUUCCUGAUAUAAUUAUUGUAGUAUUCUUGCUUAAGUUUGCUGUUGAAAUAAACCAAGAUGUUCAUGAAAAAAAAAACAUAUUCAACAUACUCAUUAG